AUUGCAACUGUUUCAAAUUUUACAUAAAUAAAAUAUAUUAAAAGAGAAAAUAUUGCACUUAUUUUAACUAGGGUCAGAAGCUAACAAUGGUAAAAUAAAGUGAAAAUUUUAAAUCGCAUCUCAUUUAAAUUUUGUAAGGAUGAUGAAUUUGAGAUUUAAUCCUUAGCAUAAAAUGGGAAUUGAGAAAUCACUAAACUGUUUUUAAAAAAUAUGAAACAUUUUUAGAUAGAUUUUAGACGUUAUCUUUUUAUCUGUUACUUGAACAAUUAUUAGUCGCAGUUAGUUUAGUUGGUUAUUAUCCAACAUGGCAGAUAUACCUGGUGAUAUACCACAACAUUGUCCUGGUACUACAAAUAAAGAUGCAGGGAAGGUAUCAAUAUGCGCUGGUUGUCCAAAUCAAAUGAUAUGCGCGUCUGGUAUUGCCAGACAACCGGAUCCUACUAUAGAUCUUGUUAAAGAAAGGCUUUCCACAGUUAAAAAUAAACUAAUGGUGUUAUCUGGUAAAGGGGGAGUUGGUAAAAGUACUAUAACGUCAUUAAUAUCCAGAUUCUUGGCAGCAAGCAAUGCUGAUAUAAAUGUUGCGAUACUAGAUAUUGAUAUUUGUGGACCAUCUCAACCAAGAGUAUUAGGUGUGAUAGGUGAACAAGUUCAUCAAAGUGGAUCAGGAUGGUCGCCAGUGUAUAUAGAAGACAAUUUGUCACUAAUGUCUAUUGGAUUUUUACUUACAAGUCCAAGUGAUGCAGUGAUAUGGAGAGGACCCAAAAAAAAUGGAAUGAUUAGACAAUUUUUAUCAGAAGUAGAUUGGGGUUCAUUGGAUUAUCUUAUUUUGGAUACACCCCCUGGUACAUCGGAUGAGCAUUUAUCAGCAACUUCAUAUCUUAAAGAUGCUGGCAUUACAGGAGUAAUAAUAGUAACAACUCCACAACAGGUUGCUUUAUUAGAUGUGAGAAAAGAAAUUGAUUUUUGCAGAAAAGUGAAUAUACCAAUUUUAGGUGUUAUUGAAAAUAUGAGUAUCUUCAUGUGUCCUAAUUGUAAAAAUUCUGUAGAAAUAUUCCCAGCAUUAACAGGUGGUGGUUAUGCAAUGGCUAAAGAAUUGAAUAUAGAAUUUUUGGGUUCUCUACCAUUGGAUCCACUUUUGGCUAAGUGUUGUGAUGAGGGAAAAAAUUUUUUAACGGAACUACCAGAAUCACCAACUAUUUUGACAUUACAGACGAUUGUUCAAAAAAUUAUUGAACAAUGUGAAAAAAUAAAAAACAACUAUGAGAUUGAUAUAACUUAAAAGAAAAAAUGUGAUAUUUAUAUUACAAGAACAUGUAUGUGUGUAUUAAAAUUGUGUAAAAAAUGUAAAGUAUUGUUUCCUUUUCUUUCUUAAUAUAUUUUAUACAUUUAAUAAGUGUCUAUUCCUUUUAGUAUACUUUGCAGUCUAUAUAAGUAUGAUAAUGCGCGAUAUGAUGUGUUUAAAAUUUUGUAAUGAUAUAUUUGUAUAGAAUGUAGAAUAAAGUAAGCAUAUUUAACCAUUUAUAA
This is a messenger RNA of Bombus huntii, 1524 nucleotides long. RefSeq names its product cytosolic Fe-S cluster assembly factor NUBP1 homolog (gene Nubp1). Gene Ontology annotation, biological process: iron-sulfur cluster assembly. The transcript is spliced from 7 exons. Gene Ontology annotation, molecular function: ATP binding; 4 iron, 4 sulfur cluster binding; ATP-dependent FeS chaperone activity. Bases 305 to 1279 code for a protein of 324 amino acids. Gene Ontology annotation, cellular component: cytosol. The record is from RefSeq and is a predicted model, not a curated record. NCBI's taxonomy places the organism in Eukaryota, Metazoa, Arthropoda, Insecta, Hymenoptera, Apidae.